AUGUGUUUUGGCACCACCACCAUAUGUGAGAGGUGCCAGCGUCCAACAGUCUACCUCCUUCCCGGUAUCCAUCGUUGCAGCACUCGCUGUAAAGCCUCACACACCAUCACCGGUCCCACCAGCACCACACACUCCUGUUGGGCAUGCCGGCCAACAAUCCCUGGAUCUGUCGACGAGGUCAAAGAAGUAUUAUUCUGGAACCACUACGCCGACACCUUCAUCGGCUAUGCCGACAGCCUGGAGGAAUCAAAAGCCCUUCUCGCCGCUCUCACAUCCGAGAUCGAGGAAGCGUCGGACGAGGAUGUGAAGAGGGAAUUAGAAGUGCUCAAGCGCGCUGAAGAGCUCAGGACUCGAGAAUUUGAAGCUGCUACCGAUCGCUUCACUGAAUGGAAAAAGGAAGGAAACUUACCCAUCCACGUGAUCACUCCGCCGCCGGUCGGCGAAGCAAAGCCACUGACAUUCAAAGAGUGGGCAUCAAAAUUCGGCGUCGAAGCGAGGGACUUCGAUAGCAAAGAGGAUCUCACGGCCUGGGAAGCACUGGAAUUCCACGAUUGUGAUGGCUACGAGCUGUAUCUCGAAGAGAAUGACUUCGAGUAUGAGCUCGAUUUAUUUCGAGCACGGAAUGACUCGCUUCGCUAUAUUGACCGACUGUUCUUUGAUUUCGACCCAAGCAAGCUUCAAGCCCAUGACCCGCAGGCAGAGGAGACUGAAGGGCUAUUGAGCUGGAGAAUCUGGAUGAGAAAGGAGAGAUUGGGGGCCAUCAAGUGGAGUGAGGAGAGGAUGAAAGCAAAGUCUACGGCGGAGAGAUUUGAGCGCGAUCUUAACUUGUACGCUGUCUACUUGGAAGAUGCAUCAAAUUACUGGUCAAAGGUUUUUACCUAUUUCCGAACGAAGGACACUUUGACUCGCAGAAGACGUCUCAAUGAGGGACACCAUUUGAUAUGGGAUCCUGAUAGGGCCGAAGGGGAAAUUGAAACCACAGAAGUUCCACCUACCGCCAAUGACGAGGAGUACACUGGUCGGGUACAAUGGUUGAGAGCUGCGAGCCGCUGUAGACACCCAAGCAAUGGUGAAGAGGCUAAAGAAGAAAUCAAAGAAGCAAAUGUCAAAGAAGCAGAUGCCGACGACGAAGACGGACCCAUAGUCAUGACCUUCGCGGAAUGGUGUGCGUCUCCCCUGGUACCACAAGAUGGCGAACAAAACAAGAACACAGAUGCAGCACUACGUGCAGAUCUCAAAGGAUACGCCAACUAUUGCUCCACCUUCCCACACCCAAUGCCGGAAGAAUACUGCGCAGUUCGACGCCGCCUCGAUCGCUUCCGCGCGGAGACCUUCAACUACACGCCUCCCUGCCAGUCUACCGAGCAAAUUGGACAAACGGAAAUGAAAUGGCCCUGCGGUUUGUCAGACUUUCGCCACGGUCUCACAGCGAGAGGCUUUAAGCCAAGCAUGAACUCUGGGUGGGUCGAGGAUACUUACGUGCUCUACCUAGACAUGUUUGCCGAGAAGGAAACAGUAGGAGGCUUCGCCCAAAGUCGAGACUGGUGGGCUCGCGAUGACCGCCGUGAGCUCGAAGGUCUCCCUCGCUGCGAUCCACUCACAACUAAAAUCACAUCCGUGAUGCAACUACUGGUACAAUACAUCGUUUCUAUGGAAGAUCCCGCAUCUCGACUUGCAGUUGAGGCAUGUCUCUCCCCCGUGCUCUUGAUGUUGGAUUCCUGCAUGGAAGAGCAUCGAGAGCUGAUGACUGAGCAGUGGGAAUACAUACGCGCUACGUACCAUCACGCUGAAGCUAUGGCUGCGGUUGUUAGGACGAGGGAGCAGAGGCUUGCCAGAUUCUCUGACCAAUCGCACGUCACAUCGCAACACACUGGUGUAGUUGAGUCCACAAGAGCGAGAUUGCCGCAGACUCUUAUAUCCGCUGAGGGCUACUAUGCGGAUAACGACAGCGAGACCGACAGUGAAGACGAAGAUGGUCAAUUUUACAGCCCGGUCAUCCACUCACCAUACAUCCCAGAUCUCGACUCUGAUGAUGAAGGCUCCUCUGAUGCUGACGAUGCGGGACCUGAAUUCUCGAUGAUCUGGGGUUUGGCAGCGUUGACAGAUGACGUUGAGACUGAUGAAGAUGAACAGAGGUUGUUGAUGAACUUCUAA
Molecule: messenger RNA, 2154 nt
Organism: Hyaloscypha bicolor E
Lineage: Eukaryota; Fungi; Ascomycota; Leotiomycetes; Helotiales; Hyaloscyphaceae
Exons: 1
Coding region: 1-2154 (717 amino acids)
Source: RefSeq, a predicted model, not a curated record